Messenger RNA from Colossoma macropomum (tambaqui), 981 nucleotides. RefSeq names its product trace amine-associated receptor 13c-like. Gene Ontology annotation, biological process: G protein-coupled receptor signaling pathway. NCBI's taxonomy places the organism in Eukaryota, Metazoa, Chordata, Actinopteri, Characiformes, Serrasalmidae. Bases 1 to 981 code for a protein of 326 amino acids. Gene Ontology annotation, molecular function: trace-amine receptor activity. The record is from RefSeq and is a predicted model, not a curated record. Gene Ontology annotation, cellular component: membrane. The transcript has a single exon.
AUGAAUCAUACAGAGGCUAAUCAAUCCGGUCACUUCCUGCCGCUUUCCUGUCCAGAGAGAUCUGUAUCUACUGUUUAUGUGUUGCUGUAUGUGUCUGCAGCUGCUGUAGUUCUGCUAACGGUGUUUGGAAACCUCCUUGUUAUAAUCUCUGUUUGUCACUUCAAGCAGCUCCACACACCGACUAACAUGCUCAUCCUCUCUCUGGCUGUGUCAGACUUUCUGGUUGGAGCUCUUGUGAUGCCAACAGCAUUAAUAUGGAUCACUGAAUCAUGCUGGAUCUUUAACAGAAUAUUUUGUAUAUGUUAUGUAAUAACCACUUAUUUUCUCACAGGCACAUCUAUACAUAACGUUGCUCUGAUCGCAGCUGAUCGAUAUUUUGCUCUCUCUAAUCCAUUUCUCUAUGCUAGAGCGGUCUCUGUGAACACAAUAUGCUUGGUGGUUUUAUGUGACUGGUGUAUAUUGUUCUCUUAUAAUCUAGCACUUCAUCAUUUCGACAGUAACUUCAAAAGUGCAGUAAAGUGUCCUGAAGACUUUGUUGCCUUGGAUGAGGUUUGGUCUUUGGUUGAUCUUCUGCUUAUUUUCGUUUUUCCAUGUUCUGUUAUAAUCAUAUUGUAUGUCCUAGUUUUUGUUAUUGCAAAGAAACAUGCCACCGCUAUCAGAGACCUUAAUGUCCAUACCACGGUUCAGACACCAAAGAAUGAUAUCGCAAUGAAAUCAGAAAGAAAAGCAGCUAAAGUACUUGGAAUUGUUGUGUCUGUGUUUCUGGCUUGUUUGUUUCCAUAUUUUAUUUACAGUUUAUUAGGCAAAGCCAUUGAAAUUGAAGCAGAAUCAUUUCAGAAAGUGCUGAUCCUUGUUUAUUUGAAUUCCACCAUUAAUCCAGUUAUUUAUGCUUUGUUUUAUCCGUGGUUUAGGAAGUGUGUUAAACUCACUUUGACUCUUCAAAUAUUCAACACAGAUUCCGCACUGAUGAAUGUUCUUUAA